AUGGAGAGGAGGGAACAUUUAGUCUUGACCUUCCACAGUCCUGAGGUUCCCAAAGUGAAGGGGAACCGGAAAUACCAAAGGCCUACCCUCCCCACCAACAAACAUCCGAGUGCCUCAAUGCCACCCCAGAGGCGGCAGCAGCAUGUGGAUCAGACACACACCUACAUCCGAAUGUUCUGUGGCAGCCUCUGUGGUUUUAGCCUCCUAAUGCUGAUCUGCAUGUCCCCACUGAACUGGGUGCAGUUCCUGGUGAUCAAGAAUGGCCUUGAGCUCUACGCAGGACUCUGGACUUUAUGCAACCAUGAGCUGUGCUGGAGCCACACACCCAAGCCACCCUAUUAUCUCCAAUAUUCCAGGGCCUUCUUCCUCGUCUCUGUCCUCACCAUACUCAUUGGCCUUAGCUGGCUCUUCAGCUCAUGCUUCUCUAGAACAGGAAGCAUGACCACCAACUUGGAUCUGACGGUAUCCAUGCUCAGCUUCAUCUCAGCCGCCUGCUUGCUCACCUGCCUCAACCUGUUUAUGGCACAGGUUCACUGGCAUACUAGGGAUGUCAUGGAGUCAGAUUUCCUAUGGACCUAUCAUUUUAACUGGUGGAGUGACUUCUUAUACAUGUUUGCUGGGAUCAUUUCUUUUCUCAACUAUAUAACUUCCAGAUCUCCUCCCCCUGAUCAAAAUGUCACUGUGAUUCCAACAGAGAGAUCAAGGCUGGGGGUGGGUCCAGUGACUGCAGUAUCACUUGCUGAAGAUGAAAGGUCAAGGUCUGAGAUGGAAUCUCCAAACGAGGAACUGAAAACACUACCAAAUGCAGAACUGUGA
Cynocephalus volans (Philippine flying lemur) is the source of this 816-nucleotide messenger RNA. It is a transcript of the gene TMEM202, whose product is annotated as transmembrane protein 202. The record is from RefSeq and is a predicted model, not a curated record. The transcript has 5 exons. The coding region runs from base 1 to 816 and encodes 271 amino acids. Lineage: Eukaryota; Metazoa; Chordata; Mammalia; Dermoptera; Cynocephalidae.